AUGUCUGGAUCCGACGACAACGGAAGCCCAGGUGCCCCAGAGAAGGCUGAGACCGGUGGCCAAAGUGAACAUCUCAACAUCAAGGUUACCGAUAACAACAAUGAGGUCUUCUUCAAGAUCAAGCGUACCACCGCCCUCAAGAAGCUGAUGGAUGCCUUCUGCGAGAGACAAGGCAAGGCUCCCACCUCAGUCCGGUUCCUCUUCGAUGGUAGCCGCGUACAACCCACCGACAGUCCUGAAACGCUUGACAUGGCAGAUGGAGACACGCUGGAAGUUCAUCAGGAGCAAAUCGGCGGCGCGAAAUGA
This is a messenger RNA of Hyaloscypha bicolor E, 306 nucleotides long. RefSeq names its product ubiquitin-like protein. Gene Ontology annotation, cellular component: septin ring; nucleus. Lineage: Eukaryota; Fungi; Ascomycota; Leotiomycetes; Helotiales; Hyaloscyphaceae. The coding region runs from base 1 to 306 and encodes 101 amino acids. The record is from RefSeq and is a predicted model, not a curated record. Gene Ontology annotation, biological process: protein sumoylation. The transcript is spliced from 2 exons. Gene Ontology annotation, molecular function: protein tag activity; ubiquitin-like protein ligase binding.